This is a messenger RNA of Erythranthe guttata (spotted monkey flower), 1094 nucleotides long. Its product is annotated as DNA-3-methyladenine glycosylase (MAG). Lineage: Eukaryota; Viridiplantae; Streptophyta; Magnoliopsida; Lamiales; Phrymaceae. Gene Ontology annotation, molecular function: alkylbase DNA N-glycosylase activity; DNA binding. Gene Ontology annotation, biological process: base-excision repair. The record is from RefSeq and is a predicted model, not a curated record.
AUUCAGUUCCCUAAUUAACCUAAGAAUCUUGUUGCCAAGUUUUAAGAACAUAUAAACAACCCGCCAGAAACCUCUGCCCAAAGGGUCAACCAUAUAUAUGUAUAUAUGCUUGCACCAAAGAUCAAAACUUUGAUCCCCAAAUUCUGUUCAUUUUCUUCACCUGUCAAACAAAUGAACAAGAAGAAGAAAAUCCAACAUCCCGGCAAAGCAGCAAUCAAAAUCACGAAAUCCCCGACAAAAACCUUAAAAAGAUGUACAACCUCGGCAGCCAUUGUAGUAGACCAGCAAAAACCAAAGUCAAGAGCAAAACCCAACUCCCAUUUUCAAGAAAACCACGAAUUAGUGCUCGAAUCAUCAAUAUCUUUGAAUUUCCUCGAAAAAUAUCCAAUCUUGGGUCCUGAUUUCUACCAAAUUGAUGCCCUUGAUCUUGCCCCACGUUUGCUGGGAAAGCAUCUCAGGAAAGAUGAUGUCAUUCUCCGAAUUACUGAGGUCGAAGCUUAUAGACCGGAUGACUCAGCUUGCCACGGUCGAUUCGGUAUUACUGCAAGGACUGCCCCUGUUUUUGGCCCCGGGGGGCAUGCUUAUGUGUAUCUUUGUUAUGGUCUCCAUAACAUGCUCAAUGUGGUGGCGGAUAAGGAAGGAAACGGAGCAGCUGUUCUCAUUCGUGCCUGUGCUCCUGUUGCUGGAUUGGACACCAUUCAGCAGCGCCGGGGUUUAACGUCUGAGAAGCCGGUUCUUCUUGCAGGACCUGGAAAGGUUGGUCAAGCAUUGGGGAUUUCGACAGAGUGGUCAAACCAUCCUCUUUUCACUCCUGGUGGUUUGGAACUUUUAGAUGGACCCGAACCAGAAAAGAUACUCGUUGGUCCAAGAAUUGGUAUCGACUAUGCUUUGCCUGAGCAUGUUAAUGCACUAUGGAGAUUUGCAGUAGCUGAUUCUCCAUGGAUAAGUGCACCUAAAAAUACUCUCAGGCCACCGUAAUUUGUAUACAAACGACAAAGGUUUGAAUCGAACCGGAUUAUUUUUUUAGUACGUGUAAUAUAUAAAGGCAGAUGAGAAACUGAUAUAAUAAUAUAAAUAAAUCAUUCAUCACUUAU